Messenger RNA from Aspergillus melleus, 906 nucleotides. RefSeq lists its product as uncharacterized. Bases 1 to 906 code for a protein of 301 amino acids. Lineage: Eukaryota; Fungi; Ascomycota; Eurotiomycetes; Eurotiales; Aspergillaceae. The record is from RefSeq and is a predicted model, not a curated record. The transcript has a single exon.
AUGGCUAGCGAGAAAUCUCAAAAUCCUUUCGAAAACCUCGGUCGGCAUGCCGAAUCCGACGACCCCUUCGUUCCCGGCCCCUCCAGCAGCUCCGAUCCCAACUUCGAGCCCCCUCCAUAUACAGUGGCUCCUGGGCCCGAGACGCACGAAACCCGUGCCACGCCGGCCCCAGCAUCACAGUCGCGGCGAAACAACCCGAUCGCCAUCCCUGCUACCGGAUCCUCCAACGACUCUCCUUUCACCCGUGCUUAUGCCCCGAUCCUUACCGACUACAACCUCCCUCGCGAAUCUUUCCUCAGCUUCCUUGACCAGCUAAACAAAGUUGUCGCCACAAGCCCUCCGUUGCAAGUGCUGGAUGCGACGGGCGGUGUCUUGCAGUCUGUCCCGAUCCUGUUUCCUCUCCACUGGAUCGGCUCGGCGGUCAGCGGGCUGGCAAACCUGGGGAGCCAGGGAGUCUCGAAGAGCCGGACAGACUCGGCGAUUCGCCAAGCCAAUAAAGAUAUCUUUGGUCCUCGAGGCCUCAAAGCCGAAAUUGCGAAACUGGACGCGCUUGCCCAUGUCGCCAAUAUCCCCAUCCUAGACUCUCAGGGCAAAGUGAGCCGUCAGACGCCUCUUCUUCAACGGCUGUUGAAUGAGUCCGGUGAUAAUGUCAAUGAGCCUAUUCAGGACCUGGACCUGCAACAACGUCGCAUCAAGAUACUGCAGCCGUGGAUCGCUGAUCUCGAGCUAGAAAUCUUGCCCUGGACAACCAAGUCGAAAUUGACUCGGUUCAAUGCCGCGUUGAAGAAGAGGAAUAAUGUCGGGCAAGCCGAGUCCUCAAGGGACGCGAAGUCUCAUGUCGACGAGGAAGAGACAGGGCUGCGGAAAGGUCUCUGGCUUAUUAUCAGGCCAUUGGAUGCGAACUGA